GACCCUCUGGGAAGCACUGUCCAUCUGUCUGUCUCUCUUGUAUUGUCUCUAGCCUCCGGGAGGAAGUGGCUAAGUUCUUGUCUUUCUACUGCAAGAGUCCGGCACCCCUCAAACCAGAGAAUGUGGUUGUUCUGAAUGGCUGUGCCUCUCUCUUCUCUGCUCUGGCCACCGUGCUGUGUGAGGCAGGGGAUGCUCUCCUGAUCCCCACACCUUACUAUGGAGCCAUCACCCAACACGUCUGUCUCUAUGGCAAUGUCCGACUGGUAUCUGUGUAUCUGGACAGCGAGGUCACUGGGCAGGACACACGUCCCUUCCAGCUUACAGUGGAGAAGCUGGAGAUGGCCCUGCAAGGAGCUAACUCUGAGGGUGUGAAGGUCAGAGGCCUCAUCCUCAUCAACCCCCAGAACCCUCUGGGUGACAUCUAUUCCCCCAGAGAGCUGCAAGAGUUCCUGGGAUUUGCCAAGAGGCAUGAGCUGCACGUGAUCAUGGAUGAGGUCUACAUGCUGUCCGUGUUUGAGGACUCAAUCAAAUACCACAGUGUCCUGAGCCUGGAAGGGCUACCUGACCCCCAGAGGACCCAUGUGAUGUGGGCGACAAGUAAGGAUUUCGGGAUGUCUGGGAUGCGCUUUGGCACGCUAUACACCGAAAACCAGCAUGUGGCCACUGCUGUGGCGUCCCUCUGCCGCUAUCACAGCCUCAGUGGCCUGGUCCAGUACCAGAUGGCACAGCUGCUCCAGGACUAUGACUGGAUCAACCAUGUAUACCUGCCAGCAAACCAUGCCCGGCUCAAGGCUGCCCACACCUAUGUCUCGGAAGAGCUCAGGGUCCUGGGGAUCCCCUUCCUGAGUCGUGGGGCAGGCUUCUUCAUCUGGAUUGACUUGAGAAAGUACCUUCGCAAGAGCACUUAUGAGGAGGAAAUGCUGCUCUGGCGCCGAUUUUUGGACAACAAGGUGCUGCUGUCCUUUGGCAAGGCUUUUGAGUGUAAAGAGCCAGGCUGGUUCCGUGUGAUCUUCUCAGACAAGGUCCACCGGCUUCGCCUGGGGAUGCAGAGGAUCCGGCAGGUGCUUGAGGGCAAAUCCCAAGACGCCCCUCCUUGUCAGCCCCAGCAGCUGAGUGACUAGCACAGAUGAGCUGGCACUGCCUCACAAGCAGCUGCUGCCCCUGCCCUGGAUAUGCAGGGGCUGCCAAAAACUGGAUGAGCAAUUUGCCAUCAGGAUUCCCAGCCUGUUUUGCCUUUGAAGAAUAGUUUCCUGCCUUUGCCGGUGACAGCAGGAGACUCUUUAAGCUAAGGUUCAUCAUGGGCCACCAUGCUCCUUUAUUCAAGUCUGGGGUCUGCUACAUUCCUCUUUUGUGAGUAGUUUCUAGAAUGGAGUCAUGACUGCUCUAACCACAGCCCUCAGCCCCCCGAGGACAUGAGAGCAAAUAACCUGUACCUUCUUUGUGAUGGUGCCUUUGGGCCUUUUUGUUGCUAGGGAAACAAGCCAGAGCAACAGCUCACACAGAGAGAAUGCCGAAAAAUAAAA
Messenger RNA from Castor canadensis (American beaver), 1523 nucleotides. The record is from RefSeq and is a predicted model, not a curated record. Lineage: Eukaryota; Metazoa; Chordata; Mammalia; Rodentia; Castoridae.